Styela clava is the source of this 3891-nucleotide messenger RNA. The record is from RefSeq and is a predicted model, not a curated record. Lineage: Eukaryota; Metazoa; Chordata; Ascidiacea; Stolidobranchia; Styelidae.
UCUGAUAAUAGUGUAAACAUGUAUGAAGGAUUCGAGACGUCAAUUCUCUUCCUCUAAAUCAAACAUACAAGCUAUCGCAAAGAUUAUAUUUGAGGCGCUGUUUAGAUAAACAAGUUACACAAGAUUCAAUUUGUGUUGGUUGCAGGGCAUGAGCACUUUCCAUUUAAAUACUGAAAAUUAAAUUCAUAACAACAUUCCUCACAUCACUAAUAGCAUAGUAAAUACUUCAAGAGAUUGUCACAAACAUCAAAAUGAAGGAAAUACAUCUUGCAGUACUUUGCUUAAUAUUGAUCGGAGCAUUUUCGACAACAGGUGCAAAUCAAUGUAAGCCGAAUCCGUGUCGUAAUAAGGGACGCUGUAAGUCGAAGGGUGGUAUGUUUUCUUGUACCUGCGUUGGUCCGUGGGAGGGAUCAACAUGCCGACUUCCUGGGCGUGCUCCAGGUCCUUGUGACGCAAAUCCGUGUAAAAACGGUGGAGAAUGCUUUGAAAAGGAUACAAGGGGAUAUUUUUGCAAUUGCAUGGUCGGGUACCACGGUCUGAAUUGUCAGAAAGUAUUUGAUGUUUGUAAGCCAAAUCCAUGUGGUAACAGCGGAACAUGUUCACCCAAACUCAAUGGUUACACUUGCAAAUGUAAAGCUGGAUAUGGAGGAUCGACUUGUCGGCUUCCAAUACGUCAGCGUGAUGAUUGUAAUCCAAACCCUUGCAAAAAUGGGAAAUGUCGAUCUCUCGGAGAAGGCAGCGUUAGAUACAUAUGUGACUGUUUCAAAGGAUACAGUGGUCUGAAUUGCCAAACAGGACGUGCUGUGUUUCCCGGGGGUUCGACAUCACUCGGAGCUAACUGUCUCAAUAUCAAAUCGAAAGAAGUGAAAUCGCCAGUUGGUAACACAAAAUGGAUAAAUAAUUUCAUGAAUAAACUAAUUUCUGACGUAAAACCCAUUUGGAAAACAUUUCCCGGAUUUUUGAGAGCGGAAUUUGGAGCCGAGGCACAGAUUAGGCCGAAAGGAAUGGUGCAGGCGACAAUAACUGCAAAAAUAUGGCUUGAUUCGGCGGUUCAUGUCAAAGAUUUGAUACAACAUUAUAUACAAAGUUCAAAACCAUUAUCAAAAUUUUCUGGCAUUCCCACGGUUUGUGGAAGCAAAACUAUUAAAGGUCCUCAGAAUCCAUGUAAACCAAACCCAUGUAAAAAUGGCGGAACAUGCACCGGUGGGGCUGGACAGGGAGGGUACAGAUGCGGCUGUGUAGGAGGAUUCAGUGGAAAAAAUUGCCUAACAAAAACUGAUUUCUGUCGACCAAAUCCAUGUCUCAAUGGUGGAGACUGUGUGAGCAGGAUUGGUGGAUAUAUUUGCAUCUGCAGUGGUGGAUAUGGAGGAGAAAAUUGUCGAACAGAACUCAAUCCUUGUCGACCAAAUCCAUGUCAAAACAGAGGGCAGUGUGCACGGAAGGGCAUGGGAUAUGUUUGUAAUUGCAAGGGAGGAUAUGGAGGCCAGACAUGUCGACUUCCACCACAGCCAACCAGUCCAUGUGAUAAGAAGCCGUGUAAAUUUGGUGGACGCUGCAUUUCUCCAAAUGGAAAAGGAUAUGUUUGUGAAUGCAAAGCUGGAUACACUGGAAAGAAUUGUCAUAUAGAACCCAGUCCUUGUCGACCCAAUCCAUGUCGAAACCAGGGGAAAUGUUCACAAAUUGGAACUGGAUUUGUUUGCAAAUGCCGGGGAGGAUUUGUAGGAUCAACCUGUCGACUUCCACCAGAGCCUAGAAGUCCUUGUGAUAAGAAGCCGUGUAAAUAUGGUGGGCGAUGCAUUUCUCCAGAUGGAAAAGGAUAUGUUUGUGAAUGCAAGCCAGGAUACGCUGGAAACAAUUGUCAAAUAGGCGCCAACCAUUGUAAACCAAAUCCCUGUGGCAACGGCGGAGACUGUAUACCAAAAGUUGGAGGAUAUGUUUGCAUUUGCAGAGGGGGUUAUGGAGGAGAAAACUGUCAAACUAGCCCCAAUCGCUGUCGAACAAAUCCAUGUGGCAACGGUGGAGACUGUGUACCUAAAGUUGGAGGAUAUGUUUGCAUUUGCAAAGGAGGUUAUGGAGGAGAAAACUGUCAGAUUGGCCCAAAUUAUUGCCGACAAAAUCCAUGUGGCAACGGCGGAGACUGCAUACCAAAAGUUGGUGGAUAUGUCUGCAUUUGCAAAGGAGGUUAUGGAGGAGAAAACUGUCAGAUUGGCCCAAAUUAUUGCCGACAAAAUCCAUGUGGCAACGGCGGAGACUGCAUACCAAAAGUUGGUGGAUAUGUCUGCAUUUGCAAAGGAGGUUAUGGAGGAGAAAACUGUCAGAUUGGCCCAAAUUAUUGCCGACAAAAUCCAUGUGGCAACGGCGGAGACUGCAUACCAAAAGUUGGUGGAUACGUCUGCAUUUGCAAAGGGGGCUAUGGGGGAGAAGAUUGUCAAAUCCCUCCUCGUCCUAUUGGCCAUUGUGCUAUCAAUCCGUGUUUGAAUGGAGGAAGAUGUAGAUCUCCUGAUGCUAAAGGAUAUGUAUGUGAUUGUCUACCUGGAUAUUCUGGAGUGAAUUGUGGACAAUUCAUGUAUGGAAGCCAAACUGCAGUAUUUUGCAUUGAAAUUCAGUCAACGGAGAUGAAGAGAAAUGAAGGAAAUCCAAACUGGCUUAACAAUAUGAUGGGAAAGUGGAAAGUAGACCUAGAUUUGAUAUGGGAGUCAUAUCCUGGAUUUUUAAGAGCUGGCAUUGCAGUUUCCUCGAAGGGGAAACCAAAUGGGAUGGUACAGUCAACGAUUCGCAGCACAGUUUGGGUAUUACUUCCAAAGCUUGGAUCCAGCAGGACAAGUCUUAUUGAACAUUUUGAACAAAGUGGAAUGAAAAAGAACACAUUUGUGGGUUCACCAAAAUUUUGUGAUUCUGAGUUCAGUUUAUGUAAGCCUCAGAUUUGUGGAAUUGGCAGAAGAUGUGUGCAAGGGUAUGGCGGAUUUGUUUGCUUGUGCACAGGUGGAUACAGUGGUGAAAAUUGCGAAAUUGUGCCUGGUCACAUUGAUCAUUGUAGUCCAAGCCCAUGUCAACAUGGUGGAUCCUGUAGAUCAGUCGAUGCCAAAGGAUAUCAAUGCAAUUGCGUCAAUGGCUAUACCGGAAUUAAUUGUCAAAAAAUUGGUCAACAAACUGCUGGCAAAUAUUGCAUCCAAAUCCAGUCAACUGACGCAAAAGGGUCGCUGGACAAUCCAAAUUUUUUUGAAAACUUUGUUGAUGAGUUGAAAGGGGAUCUGUCAUUGAUUUGGAAAACCUACUCAGGGUUUAUGAGAGCAGAAUUCGGUGUUGAAGCAGUAACCAAACCAAAUUCAAAAGUACAAGCUACAAUUCGUGUCACGGUUUGGGUCUCACUGGCAGGUCGAGACAGAGGAGUUACUGUACAAGAUCUCAUUCGUCAUUUCGUUCAAAGUAAUGCACGCAAAGGCAACUUCAUUGGGAAGCCUCAACCGUGUUUGCAGUAGCCAGUACGCGAAUAGACAACAGAAUGGACAUAUCUACACUGGAAAAUAACAAAUAAAAUUUGAACCAUAUAACAUUACAGAGUGAUCAUCUUUGAGCAUUCGUAUUUACACCAUUUUGCGGCCUGAUUGAGCAUCACACCCAAUUUCGCAUUAAAUUGAGGUACAAUUUCCAUGGAUUGUCCCUCAACCAACUACAAAUCUAUUCAUAAUAAAUUGACAUUUCAUUGUAGUUUGUAUUAUUAUUGCUUUUUUAACGCUAUCAACCUAAAUAAAUCCUACAUUGGUGAGCAUCAUAAUCAUAUAUGAAGCUAUCUAUAGUUUGGUAUUUGAGGAUGACGAAUGUUGAUUGAUUGGUUGAUAUUGUAUAUCAUAUGGUGACACGGAUAUUAAAGCCUGACUAAUGGACUGGGAA